AUAGUGCUAGAAAUAAAAUAAAAUGACACCAAAUGAUGCAACUUUCCAAGUCCCUUUACUUCAAAUGCUCGACCUGGCAUUAGGAACACCAGAAGUAGGAUCAGUAAAUUUUAAUAUUCUACACAACUUUCUUUAUAUUCUAUUACGUCAGACAAGUUUAAAUAAUGUCAAAGCAGAAUAUCGAGGAGAUGAUGCAGCUAGAAUAAAAGCUAUGGUUGCAUCUUUGAAAGAUGGUUCAAAUUUUUAUCUCCAUGAAAGUGAUAUUAUUGACACGGAUGGAAACAUUGUACAGGGAGAUUAUGUUUCUGACGAAGCAGUUGUCACAGUAAAUUUUUCUACCAUUGAUGAUCAAAUUCCACAAAAGAAUAGUGAAGUUGAAGAUAAUAUUGUUGAUGCUCCAAAGACGAGAACAGUUGUAAAUGUUCAGCCAGCUGAUAAAGCAGAUAAUGAUCAACAAUCUGUGGAUGAAGAUUUAUAUAAGAAAAUUCAUCAAAUGAAUAAACGAAUUACUGAUUUAGAAAUAAAUUUCGAGUAUAUUCUUGAUGAUGUAACAAACCUUCGAGAAAUUAUCAGUGCAUCUCAGCCAGCUGAACUUGAACCAUCAAUGCUUCCAGAGGCAAAAUCAUUAUUCAAUGAAUCUGAUUAUAAUGAAAAAUUUCACCAAGAAAAAAUAUGGGCAGAAGAAAAUACAGAAGAAGAAGAUAUAGAAGAUAAUAAAGCAGAUGAAGGAGACAAUGAUGAGGAAAAUAAACAAUUUAAAGAUUUUAGUGAUGAUAAGAUAUUAAUUGAAGAACAAAGGGAUGAUAUUAAAUCAUCAGUUUAUGCCAGCAAGGUCUCUGGUUUAACAACAGCUAGCUUAGCAGCAAGCAAAAUAUCCCAACAAUUUUCAAAAAGCUUUAACUAUGCGGGGCAGUUAAAUAAUCUAAAAGAAGAAGUAUCAUCUUUAAAAAAUGACAUGGCAAAAAUAAUGCAGGAUGUUGCAGAAAUUCGUUAUCAUGUCGACCAACUAGUAGUUGAUAAAGAAGAAAUUGCAGAGAAAGCAGCAGAAAAAGAAGCUGUUAGUCGUGAUAUCAUUGAUGUGAUUGAAAUACAAUCUGUAGGACAAGUAUCUUCAGAUAUUCCUCAAACAGUUGAUGAAGCAGAGACUUUUAUUGAGGAAGUAGAUGUUUUUAGUGUAGAAAGUCUUCCGAAUUCCGAAAUACUAGCUGAGGAUCAAUCAGAAUAUAGUGAUGGUAGAAAAAGUAGCAAAAAACUUGUCUCAACUGUUUCGACAUUAAGCAAACCAGGUAAAGACUCGACAAAUGAUGAUGAAACAUUAAAGGAUUUCAAAGAUGAAAAAAAAUCAUUAAUUGCAAUGAUCGAGAAGGUGCAAAAUAAGCACGAAGAAGAUUUCAAAAAAAUUGAUUCUCGUGUCAAGGUGUUAGAACAAAUGUUAAACUUUGAUGGAUUCGAAGGAAUUAAAGGAAUGAAAGAUGUUGUACAAAAUAUCAAAAAUAUUGAAAUUGAUAUUGAAAGAAUGAAUUGGACUAUUGAAAAUUUGAAUAAAGAAAAGGAAUCACGUGAUAAAAAUAUGGAUAUUUUAACUGAGCAAGUGGAGCUACUUAAAAUCAUGAAAGCGGAUAGAGAAGACCUAGAAGAUGCGUUAGCCAGCAAAGCUGAUGCUACAGUUGUUGAUAGAAAGGUCUCAUAUAAUCGCUUUGAUACUGCAUAUGAAGAGCUCACUAAUGCUUUGGAAGAUACAAUAUUGAAAUCAAAUCAACAAGAAACUGCAUUGAAAGAAACACUAAAUACUGUUCAGCAAGAAAUUGAUAACAAAUUGGAUAAAACAGAGGUAUCUCCUAUCCAAGAAUAUAUGGAAGAAAAACUCCAGGCAUUGCAAGAUAAACUCAAACAAUUGAAUAUGAAAAAACGUGAAAGUGAAGCAGCAGGAGCUAAAAAAAUAUUAACAGGUCUUCAAUGCAUUACUUGCGAUAGAGAUGUAAUCAUGAAAAGAGAACAAAAUGCGCUAGAUUAUGCAGAUCCAAUGCCUUAUCGUAAAAUGAUUAAGCCUUAUUUGACAUAUAAAUUGGAUCAAACGAGGAAACACCCGAGACGAUUUCCAGCUAAACACAUAAACCUAUUUACUGCCGCAGUUCAAGACAUGAACAAACAUAAGUUUUUGUCACAUGAUAUCAUGGAAAAAUCGUCUAGAGAUCAUUUUAGUAAUCGAUAUUGUGGAGGUAGUCACACCAUUACAACACCACAGCAGAGAGUUAUGAGAAUGGGUCAUUUUCUUACGGAUUGGGGUCCAGAAAUAAUUCAAUUAAACAAAGGCACUGUACGAGGAGCUGAUGGGCAACUUUAUCAUUGCAGACCUAUGCCACCUGGUACAACUAAUGUGCCUAAAGUAUGUGGACUUGAUGAAAAUGUAUGUUGUAAUCUCGUUGACAAAUCAGAAAAUUUCCAAGGUUAA
Messenger RNA from Chelonus insularis, 2452 nucleotides. RefSeq lists its product as uncharacterized. The transcript has 7 exons. The record is from RefSeq and is a predicted model, not a curated record. NCBI's taxonomy places the organism in Eukaryota, Metazoa, Arthropoda, Insecta, Hymenoptera, Braconidae. Bases 23 to 2452 code for a protein of 809 amino acids.